UCCAUGUGGUCCAAGACCAAGACUUCCAGCAAGGCUGGCUUCGACAAAGUUUACACCUUGGUAGACAAGCUCGGUGCGCCUGUCAACCGGCUGUCGAACAAAGUCGGCUCCGAGGCCUUCUGGCCGACGACGCUUGAUAUUGAGUCUGACAAGGCUGCGCGGAUACUAAAGAGCUUCUGCAGUGACGCUGACAGCAGCACAGAGGAUGGCUUCUAUCAGGAAGAAGACCGACCCACGGGCACUGAAGGCCCCAAAGCGAAGCAGAAGGUGCUCAAGAAGAUACCCUCAGAAGUAAUCAAGAAUGCGAAAGGCCUCUGCAUAUUCACAACGAUGCGCACUGGGCUCUGGGUCUCGGGAAGUGGCGGAGCUGGUAUUCUGGUCGGGCGCAAAGAAGACGGGACGUGGUCCCCUCCUUCGGGCAUCAUGAUGCACACAGUUGGUGUUGGCUUCCUCGUCGGCGUGGACAUCUACGAUUGCGUCAUCGUCAUAAACUCCCAGAAGGCCUUGGAAGCGUUCCAAUCCGUGCGCUACACACUGGGAGGAGAAAUCAGUGCAGUUGCCGGGCCAGCCGGUGUCGGCGGCAUCAUUGAUACGGAGGUCCACAAGCGCCAGUCGCCAUUGUUCACAUAUAUCAAGUCGCGAGGCUUCUACGCCGGACUCCAACUAGACGGCACCAUCGUCAUCGAGCGCACGGACGAGAACGAGCGUUUCUACGGCGAGCGCAUUGGCGUCAAAGACAUCCUGGCGGGCAGAGUGCGCCACCCACCCUACGAGCUGAACAGGCUCAUGGAGACACUCAAAUCCGCGCAAGGCGACACAGAUGUCGACGAAUCUCUCAUCCCAGACGAAGCACCCCCUGCCGACUUCGAGGUCACAGCACCGACACAGCCAGAGGACAAGGCCUUUGGCAUACCUGCUGACGAUGACCCGGACCCAUUUGGCCUGCUAGCACUGCAGUCAGCUGGACUGGAGAUCCGAGAAGCUGGCACACACAACGUUCCAACGAGCGAACAAUUUGAGUUCAGGCCUAGCCCUACAAGCCCCAUCUUCUCGACAUUCAGAAAGAGCACGGAUAGAUCCAGUAUAGCAGCAAGUCUGGCACCUAGCAGGCGCUCAAGCUGGCGAAGUAGCACUUUGAGCAGUGUCUUGGGAGGAUCGCGGCCCAGGAGCAAUUACGCAGACUCAAGCACGCAAACAAGUUACGCCGACUCCAUACCCCCGCAGCUGCCACCGCGAACGCUGCCAAGAUCGAAUGAUGCACGCACGCCAUCGCCGCCGUUGGCAGAUAUCCCCGAAACAAAUGUGCAGGAAGCUACACCGCUAAAGAAGGUUGCGCCUGAGCCCAUCGAGCAACCAAAACCGAGCAGUCCGCUGCGCAAAUCCAUCGAGGUCGAUGAUGACGAGAAGAAGUUCGAGCUUGGAAAGGACACCGAGAAGGAUGCAUUGAGGAAGGUCGAUGACAACGAGGAGAAACUCGAUGAGAUCGAACUCGACUCUGAAGAUGAAGAAGAGGAAGUCGUCAUCCACGAAGUCCACCAGGCCGCGGCUCCUCAAGUCAUCAACCGCGCCCGCAUCAUCCAGGUCGCGAAACCUGUCGCACCCAUGCUGCCUCCUCGCAACCCCUUCCGCAACAGCCGCAACCGAAACAGCACUACUUCUGAGGCCUCGACCGAGAGGGGCAUGGAGGAGAAGCCUAGCCCGACUUCGACACCAAGCUUGAGGCACGGCGAUUCCACGUCUUCCCUUUCAAGCAUUGAGGGCGAGGGCCUUGCACAUAUUAGUGCAAGAUUCCAGCCUAAGUCCGCCGAGGAGCAACAGAAGAAGAGUGAGGAGAAGCAUGAUGACUUCCACUCGCUGCCGGAGUCACCUGUCAAGACCGUCCCCGGUGCUUUCUGA
Molecule: messenger RNA, 1896 nt
Organism: Macroventuria anomochaeta
Lineage: Eukaryota; Fungi; Ascomycota; Dothideomycetes; Pleosporales; Didymellaceae
Product: DUF500-domain-containing protein
Exons: 3
Coding region: 4-1896 (630 amino acids)
Molecular function (GO): phosphatidylinositol binding
Source: RefSeq, a predicted model, not a curated record